Messenger RNA from Paramecium pentaurelia, 1408 nucleotides. NCBI's taxonomy places the organism in Eukaryota, Ciliophora, Oligohymenophorea, Peniculida, Parameciidae. The record is from the annotation of a GenBank genome assembly.
AUGUCAUAUUCACAAGUACAUUUUAGUGAUAUGUAAUCUACCUUCAUAAGUAAUUAUAUGGAGAUGGAGGAGCCAGUAUAAGAGAAAGAAUAGUAACUUAAUUGGUGUCAACGUACAUUUGGUCCUCUAAAGAAAGGUGGAAUAAGAAUGAGUAUUAUCAGUUUACUUGCUCCAUGUUUGGGUGUAGGUAUGUUGGGUUUGCCAUGUAUAAAAAUAUGAAUUGUAUUUUAGAUAGAGCAAAAGAAUAAGGACUUUUAAUUGAAUUGUUUUUGAUUGCACUUUGUGGAAUAAUUUCAUGUAUAUCAAUGCACAUUUUGAGUUGGAGUUCAGGUGAUUUACAAUGUUCAUCUUUUAGUGAACUUAUUCAAAUGAGUUUAGGAAAUAAGAUGAAAAGAUUAUUUGAAAUAUUAACUAUUUGUUAAUGUCUAUUGGGAAUAACAUAAAUCUAGAUUUCUUUUCAAUUAUUUAUAUAUGAACUUUUCAGAUAUUUUGAGAUAGUUGUUGAUUAAAGAGAAUUGGCAAUAAUAGUAUAAUUAAUAUUCAUAAUACCAAACCUAUUGAUAUCUUUUCAGAAAACUCUAUAUAAAUUGAGAUAUUUUUCAUUAAUAGGAGUAAUAUCUGUAAUAUAUAUAACAUUCCUAACUUCAUUUGAUUAUUUUGUUAGAGGUUCAUAUAAAGAUGAUAUUAAAAUAAAAUUGAUAGAUUUGGAUUUUAAUAUUUUUACAACUUUUGCAAUGACAUUUUUUUGUUAUUUAUGUCAUUUGUUUGUAUUUCCAAUAAGAAAGGAAUUAUAUAAUCCAACAAUCUCAAGAUAAUCAAAAAUAUGGAUAAGAUAAUCCUUUAUUUGUUAUAUAGUUUAUUCACUAAUAUGUAUAAGUGGUUAUUUAAGAUUUGGGGAUGAUACUAAAUUUUGGAUUAUUAAUAAUUAUCAUGGAGAUUUCUUUUUUAUAGGUAAAUUAGGUAUGGCUUGUGCUUUAUUCUUUGCUGUUCCUUUAAAUAUAUUAGCAUGCAGAUAAAUUAUACAUGAUAUGUUAUUAUCUGAUGAAAUGGAAUACUAACUCAAACAUAAAAGUUUGAGGAUCUAAGCUUAAGAUGGAAAGAUUACUUUUGAAGUAGAUAGUGUUGAUUCUUUUAGAUCAAAGAUUCAUAUAUAUUCAACAUUAGUACUACAAUUUGGUAGUGCUAUACUUGCUUUAAUUUUACCUGAUAUUAAGUAAUAAAUAUAUAUUAUAUUUUAAGUCGUUAUAUUACUUUAAUAGGAGGACUUUUAGGUACAACUAUAGUCUGUCUUAUACCUGUUUUGAUUUAUCUUAGAGAAUAUAGAGAUAAAUUGAAUUAUUUUAUAGUUAUUUUGGAAUUGAUGGGAGUUAUAUUUGGUUGGAUUGGUGCUGUUUAUGGUUAAUUUUGA